Molecule: messenger RNA, 1027 nt
Organism: Aspergillus versicolor CBS 583.65
Lineage: Eukaryota; Fungi; Ascomycota; Eurotiomycetes; Eurotiales; Aspergillaceae
Product: ornithine decarboxylase antizyme
Exons: 3
Coding region: 245-913 (222 amino acids)
Biological process (GO): positive regulation of protein catabolic process
Cellular component (GO): cytoplasm; nucleus
Molecular function (GO): ornithine decarboxylase inhibitor activity
Source: RefSeq, a predicted model, not a curated record
CCAUCCAUCUCCACUCACCAGCCGGUCUUUGACCUCGCAGGAGCAAUCCCGUCACUUACCCGUUAAUAUUCUAUUAACCGCCGUUCCUUGCCGUCAUACCCCUUGAAGGCGACUCCCAUUAUGGCUAUGCCUAUGAAUAAUAACAGUAGUACUUCAAGUCUUUUGCAGCGGUUUCUGGACAAAAAUCCCCAAAUUACUGUUUUCGCCAGCUGCUACAGUGUGGACAGUUCCACCUCAACCGUCAAUGGCUUCCACUACUGCACUACGAACGGGGCCGGAGUGCAGUGGUAUCCCUGAGGUCCUCUCAGGGUUGAAAACCGAUCCUAUAAGUCCUCCCCUCGAUACUUCGCUCGCUUCCCCAAUAGGAAGCGAUUACAUGGCGAAUGGUUCACCGGAGCCGAAAGGGGAGGCAACGUAUAUCAUCCCGGGAGAGUGUGAGAGGCUCUUCUGUGACAAACUGACUGGGAUUUUCCUUGGUGAGAGGAGGUUGCCCAGGCAGGAAUCACUUGGGGUAGAUGCGUCCCGAAUUCAGCUGCAUAAUGACGAGUAUCCAAAUGGGCGAAUUGGAAGAUGGGUUGAAGUAUUGGAUUAUACCAGCGACCUUAUAUACCGAGGAUUCGUAACUGACACAAACGACGAGCGUGCACUAUUUGUAUUUCUCCCAGAAACGUCACUCCGACACGGCUUGAAAUCCGGUUUGAUUGCCUUGUUUGAAUUAGCCAGCAUGCGGGCAUUUGGAUGUUCACAAAUAGUCGCAUGUGUGCCUCGCUCGCAAGAUGGCGGCGACCUGGAAAUUACAAGAAAUCUCGGAUGGUGUGGGUUUGGCUUAACAACUCUGCAGCCAUGGGAUAAUAAGAAUCGUCUCAGUGCGCCAGUCAGCACAAGAUGGAUAUUCUUAAGUGCCGAGGUUUAAACCCAGCUUAUUCAAUAUCGACUAGUUGUCUUUUUAUUUAGUUGACCUGGCUUUUGAAUUCUGAUAUGUAUAACUCUUUGCCGCCAAGUUGUUCCCGUUAAUAUACUGUUUCAU